AUGAAAACCUCUAUCUCGUCCAAUGUCUGGGAGACGAAGAAAGCAUUGAUUUCUCGGCUAUACAUGGAGGAGGAAUGGCCACUCAAACAGGUCAUUAAGCAGAUUCGGUCUGAUGAUUUUAAUCCGAGUGAAACCCAGUUACGCAGCAGAUUAAAGAAAUGGCGAGUCACUAAGCCAUCGCGUCAAACACACAAGAAGCCUCAGGCCCCAACACGUUCCAAGCAUGAUCCAGAUACCGAAAAUAACAAAAAACGUCCAUCCUCGCCGCGGCCAAAGGAUCCCCAACCACCACCGCCCUCCUUUACUGAAGUGCCGUCGUUGACGACUGAGUGGACUUUGAGCCUUCCCGUCUAUACGCAGUCCAAGUUGUCAUUGUCGGCACAGCCGUUGACCCCGAGUCCUUCGUCAGGGCAACAGACUCGGGCUGCCACUUCCUUUACAGAUCCGAGUCCCCAUGCUUCCUUUGCCGACCCAUGUCCGCAUGACAGCCCUUUCAACCAAACGUCUUCGGUGAGCGAGGGCCUCAUUUUUAAUACUCCUACCUGCGCCUAUCCGACCCCGGGCUAUCCACUUUCUCCCGACCCGUGCUUUGCGAGCCCGGACACAGCUCUUGCACCACCGGGAAUCGCAUGGCCUACCCGUUCUCUGUCCGUCGACUGCGGUCUCAACCCUGCCGUGAGCGCACCAUCAUGGUACUCUUUGACCGUGGGAGCCAUCACUCCCCCGCCUGGUGUAUCCCAUUCCGCCGCUCCCCUAAGCGCCCCGAUAGCAGGACAGAUGCAUGUCGUGGGUCCUCCAACUCCGGAUCAAGUUUAUUCACAUCCAGUCACUCACUAUCAGAGUGAAAUGCCUGGAUUUGCGCACGGCUACGCCGAACCAAGGAUAUAG
Messenger RNA from Penicillium lagena, 888 nucleotides. RefSeq names its product Clr5 domain-containing protein. The transcript has 2 exons. The coding region runs from base 1 to 888 and encodes 295 amino acids. The record is from RefSeq and is a predicted model, not a curated record. NCBI's taxonomy places the organism in Eukaryota, Fungi, Ascomycota, Eurotiomycetes, Eurotiales, Aspergillaceae.